AUGUUAAGGGUUAGCGGAAUAAAUGACAAGGUGGCUGUAAACGCACUCAGAAAAUCGCUCUGGUACAAGUCGAAAUUCAGAAAAUGGAUAACCCUUGACAGACCACGAACGAUCCAAGACGCCCUUCACAAGGCAACGGACUACAUCAUAAUCGAGGAAGAAACCAAAGUUUUGUCGCAAAAACAUAAGCCGACAAAGACGUUCUUGAAAGAUGCAGACCAAAAGACUAAGAAGAAAAACUCUCGUAAGGACAAGUACGUCCAUCACGAAGGGGAAAAACUCCAAGGGGCGCAUAACUACGCAGUCAGUUCGGAACAAGGCAGAACCACGGGCAAUACAUGGACUCGCAAUCCAGGAUACGACGAAAAUACCUUCUGCGAGUUCCACCAGACUCGAGGCCACUCGACGACUAAUUGCAAAGUCUUGGGAGCGAGUCUGGCCGCAAAGCUACUAGCUGGAGAGCUCUCCGAAGUAACCUGCGUUAAAGAUCUCAUCCUUGAGACCGAUCAUCCUCCAAAAACCGACAAAAGUCCACCUGCAGAAAAUUCUCCUCGGAGAAAUCAAGCAGGGGAUAAAUGCGGAAGGAGAUCGGACGACAAAGGAAACAAUAACAACCGUCGCAGAGUGAACAUGAUCAUCGGAGGAUCACAGUACUGCAACGACACGGUCUCGGCCAUCAAGGCCUACCAGCGAAAGGCCGAGUCAAGUGCAAAUUGGCCUACGUGGUCUCCUCCCCGAGAUGGUCAAAGUAACUCGAUAACUUUCACGGAAGAGGAAGCCGGCGGAAUCUAUCAGCCUCACUGCGAUCCACUCGUCAUAGACCUCGUCAUAUAA
This is a messenger RNA of Brassica napus (rape), 834 nucleotides long. RefSeq lists its product as uncharacterized. The record is from RefSeq and is a predicted model, not a curated record. NCBI's taxonomy places the organism in Eukaryota, Viridiplantae, Streptophyta, Magnoliopsida, Brassicales, Brassicaceae. The transcript has a single exon. The coding region runs from base 1 to 834 and encodes 277 amino acids.